GUACUGAUGGAGAGCGACGCAAAGAAGGCGAUGAUGGUGUUGGGCGCUGGGCUAGUCCGCCCGGCACCCAGCCCGCCGCCGCCUCGCAACCUGGAGACGGGGGAAGGCGAGGCGGCGCCCGGGUCUGGGCCGCAGGACGAGUCCUCCGAUAGCCCCGACCAAGGACCGCCUCACCCCGGCACACCACAGGCUACCAACCGCCGCGGAGAUGGAGGGGCCAAGACACCUCGCGUAGGUUUCAAAGACCGUGUCCGGGAAGUGUGGAGGAAGUUGAAGUCAGACGCGUGUCGGGUCCUGCUGGGCAGCGUGCUCCUGCUGGUAGCGGCGGCUGUCAUCACUGUGGGCGUGUCACUGGCUCUUGAGGAAACAAGUGCUUUAAAGCACAACAAAGACAUAAGGAUGUGGGAAUGGUCUAAGAAAAUCGUCACUCCUUGGGAGACAGCGUUCUACAAGAACAACUCGACCAUUGCCCACCUGACACUGCCUCCAUCAGGAACCAGGUUGGAAUGGGCAGAACCAACCCUGAGUGCUCGUGCCAACAACGAAGCCGUAACGACACUCAUCACACCAGUAUGGACUCAUGGCAACAAUGUGACCACAGCGACUGUCGUCACACCUCUGUUAAUCACAGACAUCAAUGAGUGCACCAGCAAACCUUGCCAACAUGGAACCUGUGUGAACCAAGAUGGCGGAUACAAGUGUACCUGCUCACCUGGAUGGACUGGACAGAACUGUCAGCAAGACAUAAAUGAGUGCACCAGAAACCCUUGCCAACAUGGACGCUGUGUGAACAAAGCUGGUGGAUACAAAUGUACCUGCUCAGCUGGAUGGACUGGACAGAACUGUCAGCAAGCCAAGCAAUGCAAGAGUGGGUGGAGCGAAUUCGAAAACCACUGCUACAGGUUGUAUCCGGACAAAGUCACCUGGUCGAAGGCAAACUGGCAAUGUAAGCAACACAACGCAAACCUUGCAUCUAUCAAAAACCGCGCAGAGAAUGACUUCAUCACCGAUCUCAUCAAAAAUGGUUUUGUACGGAAGCUUGUUUGGUUUGGAAUGACACAAGGUGGGAGGUGGCAGUGGACAGAUGGGUCGAGAGUUAUCUACACAAACUGGGCUCCCGGGAAGCCAGACCAAACUUGGCUUACUUACUUUGGCAUGGAAGAGAAAUGUGGCUGCCUGUACUCGAAGACUGAGAAAAGCUGGUUGCUGCCAUCAGGAGGGGAGAAAGGGCAGUGGAACAACAUGAAGUGCAUGGCCAACUAUUCCUACAUUUGUAAAGCUCCAAAAUAGCCCAUCCCCAGGGAUGAAAAAUUGUGCAACUUUAUCUAAAACCAUCAAAAUCAAUAUGUAGGACAUGGAGGUCCAUUGUAAUAAAAUGUUUUGACUGUAAAAAACAUGUAGUUCCAAGUAUUUGUGCUCAUAGAGGUAAUACAAACUUUUUAAGGAAAUCUAAGCCAGUUGCACAACCUGUAAAGUUGAAUUGAAAGAGGCUCUGUAAAACAGGAGUAAAUUAAAAUGAAAGUAGACAAUAUAGAAUGUAUCAUAGUCAUGUAGUUGACACAGAUUCCUGAAUUCUCAUUCUGAGUUGAUCAAACUGAUUUCAUAUCACAGAAUCUUAAAAGUGCUGAUAUUACUUGAGAAUACUAUCCAAGUACACAUUAGGUACAUCA
This is a messenger RNA of Branchiostoma belcheri (Belcher's lancelet), 1670 nucleotides long. Its product is annotated as versican core protein-like. Gene Ontology annotation, molecular function: calcium ion binding. The transcript is spliced from 8 exons. NCBI's taxonomy places the organism in Eukaryota, Metazoa, Chordata, Leptocardii, Amphioxiformes, Branchiostomatidae. The coding region runs from base 7 to 1290 and encodes 427 amino acids. The record is from RefSeq and is a predicted model, not a curated record.